AUCAUUCGUUGAAACUUCCUUCAGAAAACAAGGAAGACCGUUCAUCCAUUGGGGCGGGAGCUUGUGUGAGUCACUCAACUUCCUCUAUAGUAACGCAUGGAAGAGUUAAGCGCGAGCAUUCUCUCAUUCGGUGCUUUGAGGGAGAGCUGAGCACUUCUGCACACCCCUGAGGAGCAACAGGACUACAGAGCUAUUAAACAGGCCUGCUAAACUGACCCCAGCACACUCGACACGGACAGAGACAGAAAGAGUUUUGACCGGCCCAGCUGCUGAGACUGGCCUCUGUUCUCUGGCAUCCUGUAGACAUCGCAUAGGCAGCCGGGACUGACUCGGAUCAGAGCAACAUGAGUGAACGCUUUGACUGUGACAACUGCAAGGAGUCCUUAUAUGGCAGGAAGUACAUCCAGGCGGAGGACAACCCUUACUGCAUCCCUUGCUACGACAGCCUGUUCGCCAACACCUGCGAUGAGUGCAAAGAGCUGAUUGGCCAUGAUUCAAGAGAGCUAUUUUAUGAGGACCGUCACUACCACGAGCACUGCUUCCGCUGUUUCCGCUGUGACCGUUCGCUGGCAGACGAGCCCUUCACCAGCCAGGAUGAUGCUCUUCUGUGCAAUGACUGCUACUGCAACGAGUUCUCCUCCAAAUGUGUGGCCUGCGAUAAAACCGUCAUGCCUGGAACCAGGAAGCUUGAGUAUGCCGGCUCCACAUGGCAUGAGGGCUGUUUCAUUUGCAACAGCUGUCAACAGCCAAUAGGCUCCAAGUCCUUUAUUCCAGAUAAAGAUGACCACUAUUGUGUACCCUGCUAUGAGAACAAGUUUGCACCGCGCUGUACUCGAUGUAAACAGGCCUUGGCUAAAGGUGGUGUGACCUAUAGGGAUGAGCCGUGGCAUAAGGAGUGCUUUGUGUGCACAAGCUGUAAAGUCCAACUGGCUGGCCAACACUUCACCUCCCGCGAUGACAGCCCAUACUGCCUCAAAUGUUUUGGGAAUCUGUACGCCAAGAAGUGUGAAGCCUGUAAAAAACCUAUUACAGGUUUUGGUGGAGGAAAGUACAUUUCGUUCGAGGACCGGCAAUGGCACCAGCCGUGCUUCACCUGUUCUCGUUGUUCCGUGUCGCUGGUGGGCGCAGGCUUCUUCCCCGAGCAAGAUGACAUUCUCUGUCGCAACUGCAACAGCAACUUAGAAUAGAAUGCAAACCCUAUCCACACACCUUACCUUCUCAUAUGCACGCAUACAUAUACAUGCACACGUCUAUUUUACACUGCUGUGCCCUCAAAUGAGAACUUCACAUCUCAAGUUAGCCCAUGCAGAUACUGCUGUUUGAGAUCACAGCAAACCAGCAAUCUGCCCCCACACACAAUAGUCUGAGCUUCACCAAAAUACUCAAAGAAUAGGCUUGCUGGUUUACGACUGGAUAAACAAGACUUUUAAAAGAUGCACCAAAGAUUGCUGUUGAGUUGUGAAAGCCACGCGAUGCUGAGUUCCAACUACAGUCUAUCCAUUGCACAAUCCAGAAUCAACACUCCAUAAACUUGUAGGUCUCUAUGCACAGAUAAAAAUAUCUGAUCUGCCUACUAUUUAUUCCCAUCUUUAUUUUCCAGAACUGUCAUUAGGCUGGUAAUGGUCAUUAAUGGGUGGAUGUAGUCUGUGUUUGCAGCCUGUGGAAAAACUCAAACAGAUUCCUUCAUAAACGGUCAAAGGUUUGGUGUUCUGUUAAAGUGACUGAACACCCAUUUAGAACUGUUCCAAACACUCUGUGCCAUGCAAAGUGUAGGCUACAUGAAUGAAAGCACAACUGAUUUUGAGUUUUGGGUACAGUAAAGUUACACUUUGAGAAGCAGCCACCAAAAGCUAAACAUCUAAGCAUUUACACACCAUAUAUGUCACAUAAAUAUGUGUGACUGCUGUAGUUAGUGAGCACUUUUUCCCAAAACUUCACUAAAACCUUUUGUCUUUCUUAGCAAAACUUCAGCAUUCAUCAUUUUAUGAAUUGCAUAUGCAUUCAAUUCAGUGGGAGUCUUCCAAAAUGCAUAGCAAUGU
Messenger RNA from Sinocyclocheilus grahami, 2039 nucleotides. RefSeq names its product four and a half LIM domains protein 3-like. Gene Ontology annotation, cellular component: stress fiber; nucleus; Z disc. The record is from RefSeq and is a predicted model, not a curated record. Lineage: Eukaryota; Metazoa; Chordata; Actinopteri; Cypriniformes; Cyprinidae. The transcript has 7 exons. The coding region runs from base 345 to 1187 and encodes 280 amino acids. Gene Ontology annotation, biological process: actin cytoskeleton organization. Gene Ontology annotation, molecular function: transcription coregulator activity; actin binding.